This is a messenger RNA of Plodia interpunctella (Indianmeal moth), 1542 nucleotides long. RefSeq lists its product as uncharacterized. The record is from RefSeq and is a predicted model, not a curated record. Gene Ontology annotation, biological process: peptidyl-lysine trimethylation; peptidyl-lysine monomethylation. NCBI's taxonomy places the organism in Eukaryota, Metazoa, Arthropoda, Insecta, Lepidoptera, Pyralidae. Gene Ontology annotation, molecular function: protein binding; protein-lysine N-methyltransferase activity. The transcript has a single exon. The coding region runs from base 157 to 1533 and encodes 458 amino acids.
UAAAUACCUACACAUAGGGCACAUAGGUACCUACGAUGUGGAUUUAAUUUGAUUUUAUUUAUCCAAGUUUUGCUGUAAUUAUGAGUAUUAAAGUUUUAAUUUAGGAAAAUAAACUUAAUAUAUUUUACAGUCUCAUACAAUAUUAGUGACCCAAAUAUGGGUCGGCGACAACGCAAACGAAGUCGAAACAAGAGUAGACUAUUUCAUACUUGCGACGAUGGCAAAGAAAUAGUUUUAUUAAAUUCUUGGCUCAGCAAACAUGGUAUGAGGCGUUAUGACAAAUUAGUUCUAGCAGUAUUCAAUGAUACAGGACGAGGAGUACUUACAAAAAAGAAGAUAUAUUCUGGCGAAGAGUUAAUGAAUUUACCUCUUAAUCUUACGAUUAAUGUUACCACAAUUUUGAUGGAUAAUCAUUUUUGUAACAUAUUUUUAGAGAAUACGAGGCCGUGUUUACAAGAUUAUAAACAUAUGAUUUCAUUUCAGUCAUUGAUGGCAUUUUAUUUGGCAUUCUUGAAAGUGCAAAGCUUGGAGUGUAAAUGGUUUGUAUAUUUAGAAAGUCUACCCAAAAAUUACAGUGUACCAUACUUUUUGCCGAAUAAUGUCUUGUGUGAUAUUCAUGAUGAUAUUUUAGAUGUGAUCUCAAAACAGAAACAUGUUGUAAACACAUCUUAUAACAUUUUCGAUGAAAUUUUAAAAAACACUGCAAGUUCUAAUAUUAAUGUAAAUAAACUCAGAGAUUAUUUUACGUUGUCCCUUUAUGAGUGGGCCUAUUUCACUGUAAAUACUAGAUGUGUUUAUAUGGAUUUAACCAAAGUAAUUGACUUAAAAAAUAUUGAAAAUUCUAUUUUGAAUCUUAUAUGUGAUAAUACAAAAAUAUCUCUAUGUCCAUAUUUAGACAUGAUAAAUCAUAGUCCUAAUGCUAAGAAUGAAACAAAACUAAUGAUAAGUAGGAAUUUGGAUCUUAUAAAUGUGUCAAAUUUGAAUCAAGAACUAUUUUUAGAUGUCAGUUUUUCGAUUUACACCAAAAAUAAUUUUGAUCCCUAUACACAAGUAUUUAUAUGCUACGGUGACAGCCAUAAUUUAAAAUUAAUUACAGAGUAUGGCUUUUUCUUGCCUGAUAAUGAUUUGGAUUAUAUUUCAUUUACGUUUGAAGAUAUCGAAAAUUUUCUGAAUAUAAGUGGAUUAAAAUUAUCUCCGGAUCAAGUUUUGUUUAUAAAUAGUCAUGGAUUGAAUAAGAAUUUGUACAUAGAUUUUAAAGGCCUAAGUUAUAAUUUUUAUGGCCUAUUGAUGGUUGUCAAGUAUUAUUAUAAUCAGACCAUGGAUGUGAGUAGACUGCUAUACUCUGCAGCUAUUUGUUCGGAUGACAAAGAUUUGAAUAGUAUAGUGACACCACUGGUUAGUGACAAAUUGAGAAGUAUCAAAGAUUUGUUAAGUAGACUAGAUCAAGUUCAAAAUAAGUGUGAAAUUUUAGAUAAUUGUGUAGCACUUAUGUGUCAAUAUGUUAAAAUAUUAGAAAAUUUUAAUAAAUGUUAGAUAAAUGUC